ACGUGUGUGUGGCGCGCCAUGGUUUCAGUCGUGGUUUCAGUUCACACGGAUCGGGAGAAAGAGUCACAAGUAGUAUAUUCCCCCGGAGAGUAAAAAUCAACAUUUUGCUGCGAAUGUAAAAUUGAGAUUGAUUGUUAUUACGUAUCUCUUUGAUAUGCGAAGAAACAAUUCACCGUGGGACAUCAUCGGGAUCGAAGAACGAACGGACGCGCGUGAUAAGAUAGAAAGUAACAAUCGAUGGAUAAAAUAAAUCGGGAAUUGGCAUCGCGCCGAGCCGGUUCUCGACGGGAUAAUAAAAUGGUGACUCUCCAUCGCCCUCUUCUCGAUCCCUCGAUUUAGUGGACAUUUAUAAUUUUUUGUUGAAAUCUAAAGAUUCUGUUGUAGCCUUACACCUGAAAGAUUGUACGAAUAGCAAAAGGUGGACGGCAGAAGGUGUGGAGGAGAUAGAGGCUGAAACUCAAUCACAAAAUUACAGAUUCACACGCGUUCCUGGUGAAAGAUUGGCGUUUCGUUGUUUUUUUUAUUUUUUUUUUGUUAUAAUGGAUAUAUCGAAAUUGCUUGAAGUUGAGGUUAAGGAAGGAAAAGCAUCUGAAAUGCCGAGUAACGGUGAAAUCGAGGCUUACGCCAAUAUCCCUGACUUCAGUUUGAGAGACAUAGCCUCUGUAAGAUUUCGCAAACUGCAUUGUACAGCCUGUGACGUUCACAUCGGCAGUGCUCCAUCUUCGGCCCACAAUAUGCACGAACAUCCUGUCUUACAUGUUCUUCUAUGUACAGCCUGCAGAAACUUUUAUGGAGAUGGGACAUUUGAACAGGGAGACGACGCAACAGACAUGUUUUGUCGAUGGUGCGCAAACGGUGGUAAUCUGUACUGUUGCUCUUACUGCAGCAAUACGUUCUGUUACAAUUGCAUAAAGCGUAAUUUCGAUGCGGUAGUGAGGAAGAAGAUCGAGAGAGAUGAAAAAUGGAAGUGUUUUGUGUGCAAUCCAGCGGAUUUGUACACGGCGAGGGCGGCCUGUUGGGCAUUAUUGCAGCACGUACAAACGGUAACAAGGAUAUUGCAGAGCGACCGGAAGAUGAGUCCGAAGGAGAUCGAAGCGAAGAUGAAUUUGGACGAGUCGCAAUGUUGCCCGCAUCGAAACAAGAGGAAACGUUCGGAGACUAUGGAUUCAGAGGAUGAAGACCAGGAGGAAGAAAUUCAAGCUGCGUCACAGAGAAAAAAGCGUCGAAGAUAUCUGAGCUCAAAGCGAAAAAAACGAGCGAUCAAAAUGGAGAACGAUGGUUCGUGCGAUGCCGGAAGUUUGGAAUCGACUAACAAUUCGAGGAUGGGAGCGGAUGACGGGUAUUCGUCAGUGGGGGGCCAAAGACAAAAUGAAGAUGGAGCGAACGAAGAGGGUAAACGAGUUUCCCCGGAAGAACUGCCUCUCGCGGUCAGACAAAAAAGUCGUCGUUUGCACAGCGAAUCGAGGAUUUUGCCAAAAUUUCCACUCAACGAUGACGAUAUACCGGCAAGCCUGCUGCAACCGGAUCAAACGAUGGUCGAAGGUGUCGAGAGUUUGUCAUUCCCGAAUACGAGUUCGGUUCCGAGCGCAGGAAUUUCGGAACAACCCCGUAACGUCGGUAUAAGCGCAGUGCCAAUGGUUAAUCUCAUGAAGAGGCCGUUACCACCGACGGGUCCAUUAAUGAGAGGUGGUAAAACUCAUCGACUCGUUCGGGGAGUUGGAGGAACCCCUGUUCUUGUGAGAAAAAUCGCACCCGCGAUUACCCACAAUCUCAACUCGAACAUGCAAUCUCACGCGUUGCCCAUGGUUACCAUUCCUUCGCUAAACCACAUGAGAAAUCGCGUUAGUGUGAUACAAGCAGCGACGACCAAUAAUCAGGAAGCGUCUAACGUGCGGCCUAUACGACCACGUCCGUUGGUGCCAAGACCUCUCUCCGUAACAUUACCAGCGAGCUCCAAUUCGACAACUCCAAACUUUCCGAGCGUCGCUCCGAGUGUAAUCGACCUUGACAGCGACGGGGACGAUCCCAUUGUCGUGCUUGCCCCCGCUGCUCAAGAGAUUCAACCUUCGGAUAACCUUGCGAGCGACGAUCGAGUCCGGAAUUUAUCAACGGUUACCUACCCCGUUCGACCGGACGACGGUUUGAUGAUGAUUCACUCGGCUACACCCCUCAACGAGGACGAGAACGAGAACGAGGACCUCCAUGACGGUAAAACCUUCGCAGAGCUCAUCCGGGAGCCGUAUUCGGUGGAUCCAAUCCUCGAUGAGUUGACAUUAAAAUUUAAAAAAAUCAUGGAAUCUACGGUCUCCGGGCCGCUGGAAAAUGAGUUAAUCGCCGCUCGUGCCAAGACGAGAUCGGUCUCUCGUACGAUCAAACGUACGAUCGUCGAGCUGCAGAAUCUUAACGAGAGGCUCCUUCGGGCUUAUCGAAAUUACAAACGUGAGCGUACAAAAGAAAAUAUCAUUCACACCGAAUCCAUAGUUCUGGAAGGAAAACAAAAAACUCGCGAAUUCACUCCCCUCGAUAUGCAAUGCACGAGGGAAUCUGAGCCCGAAUCAGACGAUUCGAACGUCUCCGACGACGAGGAACCCUCGACGGAUUCACCCGAGACACCCCUCCGAAUUAUCGAAGCUCGUCAGAGGAGCGUUCAUCGCGCCGUAGAUGCGACGAUACCCACCAAAUCCCAAUCCGUCCAAGCGUACGACGUUGAGUCUCGAGACUACGACGCGGAAAUAAGUUACGCUCUCCUUCUAAAAGCUGAAUACGACCCAAAACGCAAACGUGAUAUUCUACGACCUGUUGCCGUACCCGACGAACAUUUCGGCAAGUACGAAGAACAGUUCAUUCAUUAUUUGCAACAUAUCGAGGAUCACGGUAUCGAGACCGAGGAAAGCAGAGCGUCUGACCCGAAAAAAAAUACUGAUGAUGUUUCUAUCAAUCAACUUAUUGACGCUGAUCUCUCGGCGAUUCUCAAUGAGAUUACCAAGGAAUGUUCUACCGAUUGCGAUAUUACGAAAGAUACUACGGCGGUGGAGGAAAACGUAGAAAUUCUUGAGGAACAUCUCGAAAUCUUCACGACCAAAUCGGAUGCCUCGGAGGACUCGAAUUUCUCGUUGGAAAUUCGUCAUAACGUCGGAGAAAGAAAUAACAUUUCAAAGAACAAAGAAUAUUCGGUGAAUGAUGAAAAGGCGAUAGAGAAUAUUCCAUCGAGGCAAACAAGUUGUAGCGCAAAUGGAGAACAGGAGACUGGCUCCUGUCCCCCUUCGAUCAUACCUGAGGAAACGACGGAACUCGUUUCGAAAACGAACACGAGUGGUGAGCUUAGGACAAAAAAAGUCGACAGCCAAUCAAUCGAUGAAGAAACUGUUUUGGCCGUCAGAGCUUUGAUCGAUGAAAAUGGCAAAAAAGCGAACAUUUUAAACCCUUGGAAACCUAUCGAAAGCGACGACGAGUGUACGAUAUUGGAUUAAACGAAGAACGAACUCGCCUAUUUGGACCAUCUUUUUUUCUUCCUAUUGAUGAAUCUUUACUCACUGACCGUGACAGACGGCUCUGCGUCGUAAACUUCGUUUCUUACCAUUAUACAACAUCGGAAAGAAAUUUUCAAGUCAUUUGCUCUUUGCGUGACUGACAAAAUAAUUUUCAAAAUUGGUCAACUCUCGCAGAGUUGCACUUCGUUUUCCGGCUAAAUAUUUUUCACCACUUUCGGCGCAGGCGGGAUGAAAAAUAAUAUACGCUCGACGGGAGUGACGGGAAACUACCUCGAACAGCGUGCUCAUCACUCUCGCUUUCCGCUCGGGUGACGAUUCUGCCCGCCGUUUGAAGUAGUCUCCUCUCCCUGCCUAGUCCCUAGGUGCAUAAAAUACUAUUUCUUCAGUUUGGAAUCGUCAGCUUUUCCUGCGCACUGUGAUCGAUCAUCCUAUCAAGUAAAUAGUAUUUCCAAAGAAAAGCAUUUUAUCAGGAUGAAGCGGACAGAAGAAAUUUUCUUCGUUUCACAAAAACUUUCUCACAUUGUAUAUAUUUUUAAAACACCAUCCGGUCGUUUUUUCGGGCUGUACUCGCGAUUCUUUCCUGUUUCAUUAUUGGCUGAGCGUUUAAAUUUGGCAAGGCUCGAUUCCAUUGACACGUGAUUAUAUAUAUUUAAUUUAUAUAUAUUGCUUUUCUAUUUUCAUUGCAAUUUCAUCACAGUGUAAAUAACAGUCACAUUAUUUGAAACCUAAAAACGUAGAAGCGCGCACCGCAACGCUCGUUUACGCUCGAAGAAGCGUAAAAGUGCAAAGACAAAAUAUAAAUUUCGUGUAGCAAAAUGCACUAUUUCUCAUCGAUAGACAUUUUUUCGAGAAAGUUCCAGAAAUCGUCGUUCGUGUGAUCGAGCUUCCCUUGUGUUGCCAAAAAUUGAAAAACAUAUAUACAUAUGAGUGUAUAUAAUUGGAAGACUAGCAAAAAUAUUUCUGCUCGAGGAUGCAGAGAGAGCGAGAGACUUGUGAAAAAAUUGUCAUGUAAUUUAUCGUCGCUUCGACACAAAAAAAAAAAGCUUGGCACAUUCUCUUUUGAUCGCGAUAGGAACAACACGAAACGUAAGAUAAGGCUGAUUGGAAUAAAAACAUAAACGAAUAGAAUAUUGUUGAGUUAAUAAAAGGCGGGAGAUAGGGGUGUGCCUAUUACGAUAAAGAUAAUGAGAAACGUGAGUUGUGUUUUUUUCCUACUACGAAAAUAAUUGCGAUUCUAAAUUGUAAGUUGUUUAUCAUAAUAAAUUGACUCUGAAGCAA
Venturia canescens is the source of this 4769-nucleotide messenger RNA. It is a transcript of the gene ADD1, whose product is annotated as ADD domain-containing protein 1. The transcript is spliced from 3 exons. The record is from RefSeq and is a predicted model, not a curated record. Gene Ontology annotation, molecular function: chromatin DNA binding. Lineage: Eukaryota; Metazoa; Arthropoda; Insecta; Hymenoptera; Ichneumonidae. Gene Ontology annotation, biological process: chromatin remodeling; replication fork processing. Gene Ontology annotation, cellular component: pericentric heterochromatin; nucleus. Bases 540 to 3470 code for a protein of 976 amino acids.